ACUUACUACAUAGAACUCAAGUAGACGAUGUCCGUACCGGUGCCGACGUAUAACGGGAUUCCUGCGGUUGGUUUGGGCUGCUGGAUGGGACAGCCAGGAGCGAGCGAAGAGGCGUAUCAUAUGGUUCGGGAGGCUCUCAAAAUUGGUUACAGGCAUAUCGAUACAGCAUUCGGCUACGAGAACGAAGAAGCCGUCGGCCGGGCGAUCCGUGACUCCGGCGUUCUCAGGUCCGAAAUAUUCGUCACCACCAAGCUGCCUAAUCAGGCGCAUCACCGGGUUGUAGAAGGGUUCGAGAACAGCUUCAAGAACCUUGAUAUUGGUUAUAUCGAUUUGUAUCUCAUGCACUGGCCUUGUGCGGCGGAUGAUAGUGGAAGGCAGCUGAGCCCCAAGGAAGGGAGGGACUUUGUCGAGGUAUGGGAGGACAUGGAGAACCUGCUCGAGACGCACGCAGGCAAGGUCAAGCGUAUCGGCGUUUCCAACUUCUCCAUCACCUUGCUCGAAGUCCUCCUCCCGCAGGUCAAGGUCGUCCCCGCCGUAAACCAAGUGGAGGUGAACCCGUAUCACCCCCAGAUCCCCCUGAAGAAAUACUGCGAGUCCAAAGGCAUCCAGAUAGUCGCCUAUGGUCCGCUGGGCCAGACAAGGCGUACCUUCUUGGAGGAUCAUGAGGUCGUUGCAGUCGCCAACAAGUACGGCAUCAGCCCUGCUCAGGUGUGCCUUUCCUGGGCCGUGCAGCGGAAGACGAUCCCUAUUCCCAAGAGCUCGAACCCCGAGCGGCUGAAGCAGAAUAUCACCCUUGUAACCCUCGCAGAGGAAGACUUUGACAGGAUCGAGAACCUGCAUAAGGAGCCUGGGAAACAUCGUAGUUCGGAUGGGAUGACGCUCAAAGUCCCGGGCAGUGUGUGGGGCUGGACGAUGCAGGAGAUGGGAUGGCACGUUAACCUCGACGGGACGAUUGCGGAGGAUCAGUGAAGCGGACUUGAUGUUGUAUAUGGAUGAUGUAACGUCGUGAGUUGGCGCGGACAAAGUACAUGUCACAGGUUGAUACGUCCUUUAUCUGGGAAUGAAGAAUGAAGU
Messenger RNA from Dacryopinax primogenitus, 1074 nucleotides. RefSeq names its product Aldo/keto reductase. The coding region runs from base 28 to 969 and encodes 313 amino acids. The transcript is spliced from 8 exons. Gene Ontology annotation, molecular function: oxidoreductase activity. Lineage: Eukaryota; Fungi; Basidiomycota; Dacrymycetes; Dacrymycetales; Dacrymycetaceae. The record is from RefSeq and is a predicted model, not a curated record.